AUGGAUGACACUUUAUGUGUUGGGGAUGUUGUUUGUCUUUAUUCAGAAGAAGCCAAUGGAUUUGCAUUGUCAAAACAAUCGAGUUCAGUACAUUCUGAGAUAGCAGUUGCUUCCCGACAAGACAGAGUUCGACCUUAUAUACCUGAUCAACAAGAUUACUUUAAAACUUUUAUCAAGUUAAAUUGUUCAAUUUUAGUGAUAUCAUUCCAAAUAUGUGUAGCCAAUAGAUAUAAACUGAAUAAAAGAUACAGAAAAUUACAAGCUCAGUCUUAUGAUAGACCAGAUGAUAUUGCUUUAAAGAACUCUGUAGCUCAAGCUAAAAUAACUGCUGAUUCUGAAAGUGAAGACAAUGAUUCUGAACAGAAACGUCAACUUGGACGUAAAGUCUUAUAUGGACAAGUUAUACAGUUACGACAUUUAUUUACGGGUAAAUAUAUACAUGUGUCAACAACGAAAACAUCCAUUACAGAAUCUAAUAACAUGGCAGUUGAAUUACGGUCAGAUAAUGCUAAACAUUGUCAGUUUCGUAUCAUGCCAAGAUAUAAAGUUAAAUCAGAAGGUGAUGUGGUACAAGUGGAUGAUCAAAUAGUAUUAGAAAGUUUUAAAUCUGCUGGACAAUUUUUACAUGUUAGUAGAGCACCUUUACCAAAAACAUCUGUUUAUUCACAAAGUUUUGAGAUGAACCUAUCUGUAUUACAAUCAGGUUUUACUGUAUAUAGAAAAUAUAAACCUGAACCUGAUGAUAAAUCUAAAGUGAAAGUCAGUGAUAUUCUCAGAUUUUAUCAUAAAGAAAUGGAGGCUUAUUUAGUAGCAGAAGGAUUAUUUGAUGAUGAAAUAGUAGAAGAUGUUCAUCUUCGAGUGAGACAAGCCGACCAAAGUAAUCCUAAAACAUUGUUUCCUAGUAGUUCAGCUGUAACAUAUUGGCAGAUAGAAUUACAAGAAGGUUCUGUAGCAGGUGGAAUAUUGAAAUGGGAACAACAGUGUAAAAUAAUUCACAUGUGUACACGAAAGUAUUUAACAGUAGAUGAAUCAGGCAAGGUCACUAUGACAACAGAUCAUCUAGAUCCACGAACUGUUUUUAGACUACACGCUGUCAUUAGGGAUAAUGAUGAUAUAUCAUUUGAAAGUUAUUGUCGUAUAGAACAUGUUGUAUCAGGACAUUGGCUUCAUGCUUUCUCUAUUGACCAUAAAUCAUCUCAAGCAGCUAGUGGUGAUGAUAAAAAUGAUUCUAUGUCUGGUUUAAAAUAUAGUACAGCUCAACUUAAAAAGAUUGGUGCUAUUAAAGAAAAGCAAUAUGAUGAUGCGUUUACUGUACAGGCUGUUGAUGGUGAACUGUGUCAGAUAUUUAAUUAUAUGGCUGGUAUGGUACCUUGUAUACAGAAACUUGUUACUGAUAAAAAGAAUAAUAUGGUAUUGAAUGCCAAAUCAACUCAUGAAAUUAUCACUGCAUUAAAAGAAAUGGCAGAAUUUAUGAUAGAGAACAGUGUACCAAGUAAAAAUAGACAAAAGUUAAUGAGAAAUUUAAGGAUUGUAGAUUUAUUAGCUAAUUUAUUACAAAUACCAUGUCGUGGUUCUCCUGAUCAAAUGCAUCUAACAAAGAUAUUCGUAGAAGCAUAUUCAGUAUUAUAUUCUUAUUUAAUGGGUAACAGUAGAAAGAAUGAACUGUAUAUUGCUAAAUAUAUAGACUUUUUCCUGACACAGUUUGAAUAUAAGGAGGGUAAAAUUGGUUUAAAUGCAGCCCAUAUGGUAAUGGAAUUGAUACGGGAUAAUAGAAAAAUAGUUGAUAGAAUAACACAUGAUCAUAUUAAUCAAUUUGUUGAAAGAUUACAUAGAGAAAAGAAUUAUCGGUAUUUAGAUUUAUUAAGUGUGUUAUGUGUUUGUGAUGGUGUUUCUAUUGCUGAUAAUCAGAAAUAUAUAACAGAGGCUUGGUUGAUGAAAGGAAAUAAGAGUUUAGAUCAUGUUAAUAUGUCAGCAGUUGGUUUUGUGAAUUGUGUUUAUUUAACUGAUCUCGGUGAGAAAAUUGGUAAAGAACCAGGAACUGUUUAUGUAUCAACUAAUAAUGGUAGAUUAUGGAAAGAAUUACAUCAAUUUGCCAUUAAAUCACAUACAGAAGCUGAGUCGAAUGAAACCUAUCUAUUUUUAGAACAUCAGUUAGAAUUAUUUAGAAUGUUGUGUCAUGGACAGAAUGAGUUUUCUAUCAGUGUUAUAACUAAAGAAUUAGAUUAUUUAACAUGGAAUGAAGCGUUUACCUGUCUAUCUGACAACAGACUACCUGAUAGACUACGUGCUAAAUAUUGUGAUCUCAUUACCACUCUAUUUGUUGAUAUUGGUAGUAAUAUAUCUGUAAUUGAUAGAGUAAAGCUAUCAUAUAAUUAUGAUCUGAUAUCUAAAGCUGAAGCUCAGGUUGAUAUGAGUUCAUCACCAACAUAUCAAUAUUUCCCACAAAUUAGAGAUUGGAUCACCAAAUUUCUAGCUUCAAAUGGGGAUAUGACUGCUUCAGAGAUUGGUAAUAAUAUGUUCGUUAAACAGGUGCUUAGAUUAGUAUAUUAUUUAGUGGUGUAUGGUUUUUACUAUCAAACAGAAGAUAUCAGAGAAUUACUAGCACCUUUAAUGAGUUUAUUAGAUGGUAGAAAUGAUAAACCAUAUCCCAAUGUUUCUGGUACUAAAAAUAGUGAGGUAUUGAAAUAUUUUAAUCAAGUUGCUCGUUAUCAGAAAUCUCCUGAAACCAAGGCUAUUGUUGAUGCUAAAUUACAAGCUUUAGAAGUGAUGGAUCUAUUCUUUAAUUUUAUUUUUAACCUACGAAUGGAAAGGUUAAUGUUAUCAUUUAAAACAACCAAUGAUCAAGCCAGUAAACCUAAUAUGACUCCAGAACUUGGUGUUUUACUCUUCGAAACAUUUGAGUUAGAAACUCAUUCUGGUGGUGCAAAAUCAGCGUGUAAAGUAUUACAAAAUAUAUUUGAAGAAACCGAAUUCUUUAAAAAUUAUGAAAUUACAGAAAUCCUCUUGGAUUUAUCUCAUUAUGAUUAUGAUGAGAUGUUAUGUAAAUCAAUGCAUAUAUUAAACAGAUAUUACUCAUUUCAUCAAAAUCUCUUUAAUAAAGCCAUACAAGCUCAGGUAUUAAUAACUGAUAACUCAGUGAAUAUCAUGUCCAGAUUAAGUCAAAUUUUACCAGUAUUACGACGUCUAGCUACCGCCAAGUUAAAUGAUGACCAGGUUUUACAACUAGCAGAUAUCCUUGAUGAACUUAUUUUAAUGUGCCAGUUAGAAGGUGAAGCAGAUGAACGCCAUUUUAUGAACCAGAAAAUUCUGUACAAUCAUGGUGUAUUGGAAGAUGCUCUAACAAUCUUGUCUCAAGCCAUUGAUAUCAAAUUAUUGGAUCAAUAUGGUGGAUUGAAAAAGAUUUUCCAGAAAACAUUUGUAUUAUUACAAUCUAUGGCCCAAAAUAAUAAGAUAGUUCAAGGUCGAUUAUUCGAUAGAUUAGAAUUGUUAUUAUAUAAAGAAGGGGCCCCAUCACAGUUAGCUGAUUUAUUAACAGAGAUCUUCACUGGUAACUCCACCACCUGUAUGAAAAUACAAAGUCAUCAUGUAAUGAAGAUAGUAACUUUAAUAGCUAAACAUAAAUCUAAAGUGCCACAGUUUUUAAAUUUAUUAAAUGCUGUAGUGAAAGUGGAAGAACUAGAUCUACCAUUAAAAAGAAAUCAGAGUUUUGUGAUGACGUAUUUUAUGCAGUAUAGGUCUGAAAUAGCUUAUAUUAUAGAUCAACCAGAAGAUGAAAGAGAGAAAAUAUUAACAUCAGAUUCUGAUGAAUUAAAUUAUUUGAUAUCUAUGGUUGAUUUAUUAGCUACAUGUGCUGGGGGUGAAAACCAAUUUAUUGAAUCAAUUUGUCAAACCAUAUUUAAAAUAGGUGAUUUAUUAAAAGUUUUAAAUCAUCCAUCUGUACAUGAUAAUUUAAAGAAACCAUUUUUAAGAUUUUUACUCUGGGUAUAUAUGAAUACAGCUAGUGGUAUGAUUGAAAGUGGUGCUGGAGACUUGCCACAUGAUAAAAAUAUGUGGGACUUCCUGAAGAGUACAAGUGAGAAGUUAAAAAAGGUCAAAUUGUUUGUUGAGAACAAUAAGGAAGAAACAAAACAGCUAUUAAAACGACCUCCUUCAAAAAGUGAUAAGAGUACUCUAGAAAAAGAGAAUAUGAGAGGAACAUUACAUUAUAUAUUUGAUGGUGUCAUGCAAUUUCUACAGAUAUUUUGUAGAAGCUACUAUCAACCAGAUUCUAUGUUUCCUAAUGAGAAAAAAGAGUUAUCACAAUUAGCCUUGGAUUAUGAGGCAUUUUUAGAAGUCAUUGCACCAUUAGUAUGUGAUGAAACUCAACUCAAAAAUCUUCUUGGUGCCAUGACUGGAUUAAUCACAGCAACUAAUGCCAUUUCAAAAUCUAAAAUGGAGGAAUUUCACAAUACAUAUGGUCAUUUAAGUGGCAGUGAUAUUCAUAGUGAUAGCAGAAAGAAGUAUGAAGAGUAUUAUGCAGCAGAAGAAGAAAUUAAUGUUAAUUUAAAUGUAUUUGUUGUUAAUAUGGAACUAUCUUAUGGUGGUGUAAAUACAGUAGAAAAUCAAAUAGGCUAUCCUUCUGAUCAAGAAUACAGUGAAAAGGGUGAAGAUGAAGAUUUACCAUUAGGUCAAGAAUUUCAGAAUCAUUUAAAAUGUUUUGUGGAUUCUCACACUAAAGACCCUACUAAAAGAUAUAGAUUGGCAGAAAAAUUAGUACGACAACUUUUGAUUUCAAGUAACCUAACAAACCUGUCAGAGAAAGAAAGACUAGAUCAAACUCAACUAGAUAUCAAAUGUUUAAAAUUAUUACGUGGUUUAAUUCAUAAUGAAAUAGUGAAACUACCGUUCGACUGGGAGGCUGAUAUACAAUCACAUAAAAAAUUACUAAAGACUAUAGAAUCAGUUCAAACAGCUAUCAAUUCCUAUGGUGUAGUAGAUAGUUUAUGUAAUCAUUUAUCAAGACCAGUUGAUGAUAUUGUUCGAGAAUUACUAGCCUUUAUGUGUGCUUUAUUAUUUAGUGGUAAUGAAGAUGUUCAGACCAGUUUAUAUGAAUAUUUUACUGGAACCAGAGAAGAAACAUUCUUUUUUGCCAUUAAAGACAGGAUGCAGCUUUCAGCAGUAGCUACAAGAGAAAAACGAUUAUUACAUGCUCAACAUCAAGCUAAGGUAGAUGACCUGAUAGCUCAAACUCGAGCUCUUCAGAAAGCUAUGAAAGAAGGUCAGACUACUAAUACUGCCUUUCUGACAAGUCAGUUAGGUUCUAUGUUAUCUGUUGCUAAAUCUAGAACUAGUUUAAGAGGAUCUGGCAAUUAUAGGAAAUCCAAAUUGGCAAAUGGUAAAUCCUCAUUAAAUGGAUGUAAAAUAUCUUUGAAAAAAAGUACUGUACAAUUACCUAAUGGGUUUAAACAAAAAAAUGGUUCUGUGAUAAUGAAUAAUAACAAAAAUAACAAAGUAUUAGCUAAGAACAAGGCAUCUGUGGUACCUACUACUGAUGAAGAUGUAGAUAUUAAGAUAGAUCAAUUAUAUGAAGAAGAAAUAGCUGAGUUAACUAAUUAUUUUGUAUUUAUUUAUAUGCAAUUAGAUAAAGAAGAGUUAACUAAUUAUUUUGUAUUUAUGUAUAUUCUUGAGCAAUUAGAUGAAGAAGAAAUAGCUGAGUUAACUAAUUAUUUUAAUUAUCUAAGAGAACAGCCUGAUAAUAUUAAAUCAGUCAAUUUAGUAGCAGAAACCACUAAGUUUUUAAGUAUACUAUAUUCCAGUGUAAAUAAUAAUACAAUAUCAUUGAUCACAGCUUUAUUUGAUACCCUAGUUGAAUAUACUUCGGGUAAUUUUGCCAAUCAAACGGUGGUAUUUGACUAUAAAAUAUGUGAUUAUAUUAACCAUAUAUUAAGAUCAGAGAUCUAUAAAGGCUGUGAUGCUGAAGAGGUUCAAACAUUAAAGAAGUCAAUAGCUAUGUUGAUUCGAGUAUUAACAGAAGAAAAUCCACCAUCAGCUGUAGAUGAUGAUAAUGCACUGUCAUUAGUUCAGGAAAUAUUUGAAUACCUUGAUACAGAUGCAUUAUCAGCUGUUAUGGUGAAGGCGUAUAAUGAUAUUCUUAGUGUCUUUAAUCCCAGUAAUAACCCAUCUAUUCUAAACUAUGUUUGUCCUGCUGGGGCCGCUCGAAUGGAAUUAAACGACAGGACAUCCAGACAUAAUGAACAAGAAAAUCAGACACAUACUGAUAAUUAUAAUCUACCUAACCUAACCAGGAAAGUAGGUUUUGCCUUUCAUCAUAUAUUGUGUAGAAUGAUAGAUUUGCAUGGUGAAGAAACUCUAUCAAAAAUAUGUAAAAAUCCAGAAAUAACAGAAGCUUGGGAAUAUUUCAGUUGUAAUACAUUGUCAAUAGAAAUCAUAAAGGAUGAUGUUCUACAAAAAAUGCAUUUCCAAGUUAAAGAUAAAAAUGUACUGCGUGAAGAAAUUAAAGAUAAAUUUAAAUAUGAAGUUGAUAGAUCUAGUCCUAGUAAUAAAUUACGUGAUUUUAUGGACUGGUCUUCUGAUAUUAUAGCUGAUAUACGAUACCAAAGAAAAAUACAUUCUAUACCAUUAGCUAGAUUACUUGUUAAAACCUGGCCAGUGUUGAAUGUUAGUGUAUUAUUUCUAUCAGUCAUUAUAGCUUUAAUGAUUUUAAUUACAUGGAAAGCAGAUGGUUCAACAACUAGUACUGUACCAGAUACAUCCAAUUAUCCUUUUGCUUUUGAAGCUACAUAUAUAUUGGGUGGUAUCCAUAAUUUAUUAACCUUCUUAAUGAUAAUAACCUACUUCUUAUCAAACCGUCCAUCUAUACCAACAUGGGUAGAAAUUAAAAAUUUCUUUAAAAGACGAGGUAUUGGUAAGAAAAAUAAAGAAGAAAAUGAAGAAGAAAUUAAAACAAAUCAUCUUCAAGCUCGAUUGUUUAGUUUCCUCACAUUUUAUUAUCUGGUAUUCCUGCUCUUCUCAAUACUUGGGACUAUAUUUCAUGGUUAUUUCUUUGCCUUCCACCUAUUACAUAUGGCAAUGUUAAAUCAACUGUUAAAACGUGUCAUUCAAGCUGUAACUAGAAAUGGGUUAUCAUUGAUAUUGGUUGGUCUGCUGGGUUUGGCUAUAAUUUAUAUCUAUGCUCUGGCUGCAUUUGCGUUUUUCCGAGAUGUAUUAGACAGUAAUGAUGGUAGACAGUGUAACACUAUGAUUGAAUGUUUUAUAACUGUUAUUCACCAUGGUUUAUCAGAUGGCAUGUACAAUACAUUAGAAGGUCAGUUAUCAGGAGCAUCGUUUCCUAGAACAAUAGAAGUAGCUGUAUAUGAUGUGACAUUCUUUAUAAUAAUUACUACCAUUGGUCUCAACAUAAUCUUUGGUAUCAUUGUCGACACAUUCUCUGAAUUGAGAGAUUCUAAGUGGCAAAUUGAUAAUGAUAUGAAAUCCAAUUGUUUUAUAUGUAGUAGAGAAAAUUAUGAUUUUGAAAGACAAGCUUUGGGUUUUUCACAUCAUGUAAAGAAAGAACACAAUCAAUGGGCCUACUUGUUUUUCUUCAUCUAUUUAGAUGAGACUAGACCAAAUGAUUAUUCUGCUUUAGAACUAUAUGUUCACAAAAUGCGCUGUAAUAAUUCCUUGGAUUUUUUCCCAUUAAAUCGUGCUUUAAGUUUACAACAUGAAGAAGAUAGCAGUGAAAAGAAAAUAGAAACUUUAAUGAGUCAAGUUGAUUAUUUAGUCAAGAAAAUGAAAGAAACACAAGUGGAGAAAGAAAAAGAUAAAGAAAAACAAAGACAGAAAGAAUGGGAAGAAAAACACAGAAAAUCUUCUAAAACAAGUGCCUAAAUUAUGUUAUAUUAUCUGUACAUAGUGUAAAUAUCUCAAUAUUUAAUUAAUAUUUAACAUUCCAAAGUGCAUUACGUUACAUAUCAUUGUACACAAAUUAAGGUACAAAAAAUAUUAAGAAAUCUUUAAACAGAAAUUAAGUAUGCUAGAUUCCUUUUCCAUCCAAUUAUUUUUACAACUUUUAAUGUUUAGUCUUAUUUUCUUUGAAAUGAUGAAUUUUAACCAAGCUCAGUGCCAAUUUUAUGUUUUUAAUUCUAAAAAUAAAUUUUAAUUACUAAAUAUUAUAAAAGAAUUUUUAAAAAUUGUGGUAUUGAUUUGUGUUGUUCAGUAUGUUCACAUUGAGAAUUUCAAAAUAAUUUUCUAUAAAUGUAAAUAGUUCUAUAUUUAUCAGAGGUUCUUAAGGAAAUCUUGACUGUUUGAUUAGGGUAGAUAAAGGUAAUGGGUAAAAGUGUGAUAUACUGUGGCUGAUUUAAUUCAAAAGUUUUUUGGAAAAGAACAGAUGCACAAGAAGUAAGUGUCAAAUGUGCAAUGUCGACUGUGGGGUUUAAAGCAUUCCAUACCAGUAACAUUUAAUGAUUUCCUGUUUGAAAUGGAUAAAUUUCAUCCAUAUUAGUUUUCACCAUUUCCAACAUAUGUGAUGCGAUCAGUUGAAAUUAUGUUAAAUCAAAUAUUCAUACAUCAUUGAAAUAUAUCUUAGUUGCAGGGUUCAAUAUGAAUGACACUAAAGUUUAGUUUUGGCUAAUCAAGUUAAAUUUUGAUUCGCAUUUCUUCAAAAUUCAGCAACAAUUCAAAGGAAAUAUUGGGUCGCUAAAAGGGGUCAUUUCGAAAAAUUGAAAACUUCGAUGCAAUACCACUUAAAUUGAACCCUGCUUACUUUAAUGUUUCCUAUAUCAGCCAAUAGUUCAUAAGGUGUAACAGUUUAUUUUUGUAUUAAAAUGAAUUUAUUGGUUGUUAAAAUAUUAAAUUUUAUAUUUGUUGAGAAUUGUAUUUAGUAUAUCAACUGUGAUAUUUUUUAUAAUAAAUUUGUUUGUCUUAAUGAUCU
This is a messenger RNA of Lottia gigantea (owl limpet), 8908 nucleotides long. RefSeq lists its product as hypothetical. NCBI's taxonomy places the organism in Eukaryota, Metazoa, Mollusca, Gastropoda, Lottiidae. Gene Ontology annotation, cellular component: membrane; endoplasmic reticulum. The record is from RefSeq and is a predicted model, not a curated record. Gene Ontology annotation, molecular function: inositol 1,4,5 trisphosphate binding; inositol 1,4,5-trisphosphate-gated calcium channel activity. Bases 1 to 7866 code for a protein of 2621 amino acids. Gene Ontology annotation, biological process: calcium ion transmembrane transport. The transcript has 69 exons.